GACUCUAGUUCAUACGGUAAGGCUUUUGGCGGAACACAGUACAGUCCACCGACUUGAACAACAGCUGAUGAUGUUGGCCAACCAGUUCCAAGUCAGAUCUAACUUUCAUACCUGAUUGAUGCCAAUCUUCUAGUUAACGUGGAUUUUUGCAGAUGGCGUCCAAAUCACACGUUUCUAUAAUUGGCUUGACGGCGGCAGUGAAUUUAGAAACAAGGUUCGGGAUCGUUACGAGGAUAGCGGGUUAAAGAACCACAUUUGAACGACCUCGCCAGCUGAGUUGAUUUGAAUCGACAUGUUAAAUGGUGGUGCAAUAUGCACUUUAAUACACGUCGCCAUAUCUGUGCGUAGGCUACAUGCAGACUGGUUGUGUGUUAUCCAAAUGCCAAUGGAUGAGUGUGGAAACAAAUAGUGCCAUUCACGUGCCGGAUCACAAGACGAUAAGGGCAAGAACACGCAGCGUUCACGCACACAUCUCGUUGACAACUACGCCCUUUUGCCGGAAGGAGAAAGGAGGAGGGUUAAGGAUGCAACGAGGCUGUCAUAUUUUCUAACGAAGAUAGACAGUUGGAGUCACGCUGUAUAUUAUUUCAUCGUACAUUGACAGUCGUGUUCCAGGAGUUUUCAUUUCAAAUCCCAAGUCAAUUGCGAUAUCGAAUCGAUUGAAGUUUGCAUUCAAUUUUCCUUGCCUUUCACGCAGAGACAAAUGAACUUGUAAGGUAUAUAUAAACGCGUAGAAAUACGUUAGACAGUUCGAGGCCAGAACUAGCAAGCGAAUGAAGGGCAUUGAGUGUUGUUAAUUGAAAUUCUUCGUCGGAUGAAAAGGGAAUUUUUUUUUUACUGUCGCGUAAACAGGAACUCGUUUUUUAACCUCUAGUAGAACAAUAAAGGAGACUACAAAUUAUGUCACUAAAAUGGUUAUCGUUGGUGUUGACAACUGUUUAUUUUCAGCUUUGUCAACCAACUUCAGUGAUGAAGACGGAUGUCACGCCGCUCCAGAAAGAUCACCUUGUGGUCAUGGCAGUAGAGUUUUCGAUAUCAGUGAAAGUGCACAGGAAUUCGACUGGCCACUUGAUCCGUUUGGAAGGUGUUGCACCUUUAAUGCUCGACUGGCUCUCUGUUCGAUACAACUUUGACUAUUCGGUGUUGGACUCGAAUGCCACUAGCCUGGAAGACUCGGGACCUCAUCUACCUGGGCUCAUUAGUUACGCGGUGAAAGGUGAAUGCGACGUGAUUUUGGCAGUUAUGGUCCACUCUCAAGAUCGUUUGAAGAAAUUAGAAUUACUGCAUCCGUGGUUUUACGCUGAAAUUGUCAUUUUAUUGCCGCUACCAGAAGUUUUGAACAACGUCAACGCCGUCAUUAAACCAUUUCAGCCUUGGGUGUGGGUGGCAUUAGGUGCUGCGUCGACGGGUUUCAUUGUCACUCUGCUGUGUCUGAAUCGGUACCUAAAAUCGGUGAAACAAUCCAUUCAACCUUCCGAUAUAUUAGCAACUGAAAGUAUUUAUAUGUACGUAGUAGUGACUUUACUUAAUCAAGGAGGGUACAUUUCGUCCAAACUGACGCCGAUUCGGCUAGUUGUUGGAGCUUGGUGUUUACUCACUUUGGUCCUCCUCAAUGUCUACAAUGGCGUCCUCACCUCUUAUUUGUUGGUUACGCCUUACUCCCUGCCCCUUCUGAACUCUAUGGAAGACGCGGCUUAUGAUCCUAACAUCUUCCCGGUUCUCGUUAAAAACAAAGGAGUAGAUAUUCUUUUUUUGACUGCAGAUAAAGGAUUGUUUAAGGCGUUUGGCGACAAAUUGCGGGCCAAUCCCAAGUUGAGAUGCAAUUCCAGUCGUCAAUGCGUGCAGAUGGUGACUUCGCUGCCACAUCAGCACGCUUAUAUCGAGGGCCUUUUGGCUUUGAAAGAGAUCAUCAAAGAUGAAUACAACCGGACUGGUCAGUGCAAAACAACUAUCAUGAAGGUGGGAGAAGCAAGCCGGCCUACAGGAUGGGCAUUAAGGAAAAGGAGCACUUACAGCGAGAAAUUCAAUCGAGGAAUGUUGGUGCUCCGCGAAACUGGACUGAUAUCGCAAUGGGAAAAACAGUUUGAAGCGAACUCUAGGCCUUGCUACGACGAGGAUCAAAAUUACAGAAACGACAAAAACAAGAAAAAACCAUUGGCCCGUUUGUCUCUGGCCAAUUUGACAGGGGCUUUUGCUGCUUUGGGCACUGGAGUGCUCGUAUCCUUUUUAGCUUUUCUGAUCGAGUUGCUCGUUGCUCGCGUAACUAAAAAAACGUUUGCUGCCAUAUGAUACGAUGUUAAAGUAUUCCAUCAAACUUUUCUUUGGACGUACUGCAUAGCGUAAAUCCGAUAUGAUUAUUUAUGCACUUCAGUCAGUCAGUAGUGUGGUUCAUUAGACUAAUUGCUUUCGGGUGCCUGAAAGUAUGAGGCAACUGGCAUUAUUAACCGGAAUUUACAAGCUUUAUUUCCAAAAAUUGUCCUAGACCAACGAGUAAAUAACUGGUUUAACCGUUUAAAUUUAACUCGUUAUAUACCCUUGUUGCAUCCAAAAUUAUACGUAAACACGAAAGAA
Messenger RNA from Daphnia magna, 2571 nucleotides. Its product is annotated as ionotropic receptor 93a. The transcript has 12 exons. Gene Ontology annotation, molecular function: ligand-gated monoatomic ion channel activity. The record is from RefSeq and is a predicted model, not a curated record. The coding region runs from base 901 to 2289 and encodes 462 amino acids. Gene Ontology annotation, cellular component: membrane. Lineage: Eukaryota; Metazoa; Arthropoda; Branchiopoda; Diplostraca; Daphniidae.